CCGGGGGCGGCUCGUGCGCGGCGCGGAGCGGAGCGGAGCGGAGCGGCGGGCGCUGCCGGCGCCUCCCGGUACCCGCCGCGCCGGGCCGGGAGCGCGGAGCAGAAUUUUCUCUUCCACCCCCAAAGCAAGGGAAGAUGACAUCUGGGCUCUGAACUGGGUGUGCCCAGUGACCAGCAGAGCCAUGGAUCUGGAAUACGAGCUGCCCAACUCCACCGAGUUCUGGUUCUCCCCAGCUUCCCCAUUUGACAACUUCUCUGUGGAGGCACCUGCCAACACAUCACAGAACGCCACAGGCCACCAUUUUGACCUGACCAGCAAUGCCAUCCUCACCUUCAUCUACUUUGUGGUCUGCAUCAUAGGGCUGUGUGGCAACACGCUGGUGAUAUACGUCAUCCUUCGCUACGCCAAGAUGAAGACCAUCACCAACAUCUACAUCCUGAACCUGGCCAUCGCGGAUGAGCUGUUCAUGCUAGGUCUGCCCUUCCUGGCCAUGCAGGUCGCGCUGGUGCACUGGCCCUUUGGCAAAGCCAUCUGCAGGAUUGUCAUGACAGUGGACGGGAUCAACCAGUUCACGAGUAUCUUCUGCCUGACAGUCAUGAGUGUUGACCGGUACCUGGCUGUCGUCCAUCCCAUUAAAUCUGCCAAGUGGAGGCGGCCUAGGACAGCCAAAAUGAUCAAUGUGGCCGUGUGGGGUGUCUCCCUUUUGGUGAUAAUGCCCAUCAUGAUUUAUGCCGGGGUGCAGCAUAAUCAUGGCAGGAGUAGCUGCACCAUUAUCUGGCCGGGGGAGUCUGGCGCGUGGUACACAGGCUUCAUCAUCUACGCCUUCAUCCUGGGCUUCCUGGUGCCUCUCACCAUUAUCUGCCUUUGCUACUUGUUCAUCAUUAUCAAAGUCAAGUCCUCGGGGAUCAGAGUGGGCUCCUCCAAGAGGAAAAAGUCUGAGAAGAAAGUCACCAGGAUGGUCUCCAUUGUGGUCGCUGUCUUCAUCUUCUGCUGGCUCCCCUUCUACAUCUUCAACGUCUCCUCUGUCUCCGUCCUGAUCGUGCCCACGCCCGUCCUCAAGGGCAUGUUUGACUUUGUCGUAGUCCUCAGUUAUGCCAACAGCUGUGCCAACCCCAUCCUUUAUGCCUUCUUGUCUGACAACUUCAAGAAAAGCUUUCAGAACGUCCUCUGCCUGGUCAAGGUCAGCGGGAUGGACGAUGCAGACCGCAGUGACAGCAAGCAGGACAAAUCCAGGCUAAACGAGACCACGGAAACCCAAAGGACCCUGCUCAAUGGUGACCUGCAGACGACCAUCUGAGAGGACAACAGCGUUGUCCAUCAUUUGCUCUCCUCCCCGCACUUGCUCGCAACUCUGCAACAGGGCAAUGGCACAGACCACGUCAGGGCAGGAGUGCCAGGCCUUUCCUUGCGCAACUUGAGGGAUGGUGCUGCUAUCAGGUGGGCAGGGGGUUCCUAAACCCGGGCUAGCUUCUGAGCUGCUGGCAGGUUGGCUUUCAAGCGCUGGGAAGGAGACGGCUCAAGAGAACCUGCCUCGCCAGGAAAACAAAGACAGCUUGUACAAAUGCACACGCAGUGGGCACGCAUUUAAACGCAACAAGUGCCAACCAUGGGACAAAAUCAUCUCUGGGGCGACUCCACUGGUUUCACUGGUGUCACUCCCCGGGCUGAGGUCAGCUUAGGAUGCUCUGCCCCAGAAAUCGUGUCUGCGCACACGCACGCACGCCCCGCGAGGCACGGCAGCUUGCGGGGCUGCAGCACACACGUGCGGAGCAGGGGGGGCCGCAGGAGGAGCUGGGGCCGCGGAGGAGGGUGCAGAGAUGCAGAUGUGGCGUCCGGGCAGCGCCUCGUGCCGCGGUGUCUCGGGAGAGCAGAGCCCCGGCGGGCAGCUGGCUCCGGAGGGAAGCCACCCCGUCAACCUGCGGUCACAUCCUUCCCGAGGAGACACAGAUGCUUGGAGGGCGUUUUGCCCAGCUUAUAAGUUAUUUGAUCGGACCCGAAGCAUCCCUAUGGCUGCAGUGGUUUCCAGAAGGCUUUCCUGCCCCCGGGGAAGCCUCACGCCAGGAAAUAGGGAAUCGCCUCCGAGGAGACCAGCCCUCUCCCACCUGCCAGCACCUCUGCUUGGGCGGCUGCGCUCUGCCUCCGCCAGCCCAGCCCGGGGAGCCCCCUCCUUCCCACCCUUCCCUCCGGUGACGUCACCUUCCGACGGGCUUCCUCCUCAGUUGUGGGAUUCCCCCCUUUUUCCCUCCGGAGCAGCCGCUGCCCCUCCUGCCAUCCACAUCUGCUCACGGUCGGUCCCGGGCCGUGCCGCCCACCAGCGAGCCGCUGCGUCCCGGCGAGCCCCGGUACCGGAGCGCCGCAGCCGGGAUGGCCGGAGUCACUGGCCGAUCACUGGCACCUGGAUGGAAAAUACUCGGAAGCGUUUGAAUGGCAGAAAAAAACACAUGGGGGUUCGGAGCAUGCUGCCACGGGCAGCGGGGCCCCGGCGUCCCCCGCACUGCCGACGGCCCAGCCGCCGCGGUGCUUCGGGCACGGAGAGGCCGGAGCCGGGCGGGAACAGCUGUCUGUGCUUCGCGGGUGCCGCCCCAGCUGGGCUCCCUCCAGGCAAGUCACGGAGGAGGAAGGGGCGACGGAGAGGACGGGUGACGGGAGCUCGGGGACUUGGGCAGUGCCAGGCCCUCACCCAAGGCCGGAGGGACCACGGCAGAGCCGGCGGCACCGAGAGCUGAAGAAGGAGCCUGUGAAAUCCCCGGAGAAAAGAGGCCCCGCGGGGCGGCUGCGGCGCUGGCGUCUCGGAGCCCCGCCGGGUGCAGCCACCGCAGCCACUUGAUUUUAGUGGGAAUUUGACCUCCCUCUGGAUCUGUGCAGAGAAGCCUCGCAGGGCCGCCGGCGUUGUCGUGAGAAAUCGCUCCUGGUUCAUCUCAGAGCAAACAGGCUGCUCCCGCCGGCACGGCAGCGGCUCCAGCACUGCUUCGCACGCAGCCUGCCCCCGGGCUCGGCGAGAUCCAUCACCGCUGGCGCCUGCCCGGGCUGGGCUGCAGAAGCAGAUCCAUCCCACGCCGGAGGUGCGCGGACCCUGCACCGCUCCCGUCCCGCCGGGUGCCCCGGCUCAGCCCCACGCGGAGCCACCCCCCACCCCGAGGGGCCCGGGGCCGCUCGCUCUGCGUGGGGACAGCCAGGCCGCGGCUCCACGCGCCGGGUCACCCCCGCGGGACGCUGCCCGUCCCAGGCAGCCCGCGAAGCACCCACUGAAACGACGCAGCGUGGGAGCAUCCUCCGCCCUUAUGGGCCGGGGCACAAAACCUGGCCGUGCCAAGCGUCUCUUUGGACCGUGCCUGGCUCCCAGCACUGCAGCGGCUGGCUCCCCACUGAUGUUUGAUACCCGAACACUGCUCCGAGGGGUGGGGAGAGGCUGAGUUUGGACCCAGAGCUUUCCUGUUGCAUCUCUGCAGCUGCCUACAUCAGCACCGAGCGCCUUGGACCGACAGCAGGGCAAAGCUUCACUUCUUUAAAGUAACUAUCCCUGCUAACGGGCUGCACUGUUCUGCCUCUGGAUGGCUGUCCUGGACGGGAAGAGCCCAGCCUUGGACAGAGACUUCCCUCCCGAGCCUGCUCCCAUCGCGGACAGGACGCGGGCUUUGACUCGAGAGAGGUCCCUGCGCCGCGGGGCGGGUGCCUCCGCCGGGGAGCACGACCUGGCAGCCACAGCUCGUGCCUGGCACAUGGGGCUGCUGCAGUCCUGGCUGACGACGAGCUGAGUGCAAACCGCUCGGGGCAGAGCCUCCGGCCCCCUCGAUCGGGGUGGCACCCGCCGCACACCCUGCCCGGGACUGCUGCAAGUGGGGCAAUCGGCAGCAAACAGCGCAUCGGAGCCGGUCCCCGCCUGCGCGGUGCUCGGUCUGACGGACACAGCCCGGGGCCCGGCUCUGCCCUCCCUGCCCGCCUCCGGCCCCAGCCCCACGCGCAUCCCCCCUCCCCGCUCGCUACCGGGCCGGGAUUGCGGAAAGCCAGCCCUGCCGGCUGGCACGAGGACGGAGAGGCGCCAGCCGCGAUUUGGGGGACCCUGCCUAGCUCCGUGACCCGGCCAGGAGAGGAGGGAUGCCAAGCCCUGGCACCCCCACCGCGUGGCCGGCAGGAGGGAAGGGGGGGGUGCUUGUACAUAUGUGUAUAUACCGGACAUGUCACCGGGGGGGUUGGCAUCGCUGACACUGCGGAGACAGUCCGCACCCCCCCCACCUGCCCCUUCCCGCGUGCGCACGGAUGCCUGGGCUCCCUCGGGGCUGACCCCGACCCGGGGCUCAAGCAGCUGGGGAGCCCCCCCGGUUCAGCAGCACCGCACCACACACCCCGUCUUGUACAUACACCGCGCUGUAUCUACACCCGCGUUCCCUGUCGUGUGCGUGGCUCUGGUGUAAGACACAUUGUGACUGCAA
This is a messenger RNA of Dromaius novaehollandiae (emu), 4430 nucleotides long. It is a transcript of the gene SSTR2, whose product is annotated as somatostatin receptor 2. Gene Ontology annotation, cellular component: neuron projection; plasma membrane. The record is from RefSeq and is a predicted model, not a curated record. Lineage: Eukaryota; Metazoa; Chordata; Aves; Casuariiformes; Dromaiidae. The coding region runs from base 182 to 1297 and encodes 371 amino acids. Gene Ontology annotation, molecular function: somatostatin receptor activity; neuropeptide binding. The transcript is spliced from 3 exons. Gene Ontology annotation, biological process: cellular response to estradiol stimulus; cellular response to glucocorticoid stimulus; neuropeptide signaling pathway.